CGCUUGUUUUUGUCACGUUUUGAAUUGGAGCCACCAAUGCCAAAUAAAUUCAAUUAAUUCCGCCAAAUAAAUUCAAUAAUAAUAAUACACACCUGAUCUGAUCAUCUUGUUGCCCAUUUCAACAAUCAAAAACCAGCAAUCAUCCAUGGCUGCCCAACCCAAGAAAACCCUCUAUGAUUUCACAGUCAAGGAUGCUAAGGGUAACGAUGUAGACCUUAGCGUAUACAAGGGAAAAGUUGUACUUAUUGUUAACGUUGCGUCCAAGUGUGGGCUUACAAACAACAACUAUGAUGAACUGAAUCAGAUUUAUUUGAAGUACAAGGAGAAAGGUUUUGAGAUCUUGGCAUUUCCAUGCAACCAAUUUGGAGCUCAGGAACCAGGAACCAACGAAGAAAUUGUCGACUUCGUCUGCACCAAAUUCAAAUCAGAAUUUCCCAUCUUUGACAAGAUUGAUGUGAAUGGCGAGAACGCUGCACCUGUAUACGAGUUCUUGAAAACAGGGUUCUAUGGAAUUCUUGGGGGAGACAUUCAAUGGAACUUUUCCAAGUUCUUGGUUGAUAAAAACGGCCAACCUGUCGACCGCUACUAUCCCACAACUUCCCCUCUUACAGUCGAGAGAGACAUUCAGAAGCUCUUGGGUCUCCUCUAGAUUUCAAGAUUUGCAGAAACUGUUUUAAUGUGCAUCUUUCAUUUCAAGAAUGCCCCUAUGUUGAAUAAUGGCAUACUUAUCUUUCAUUUUCUGCUGUAUGGUUUAAACCUAUUUAAUAA
This is a messenger RNA of Helianthus annuus (common sunflower), 768 nucleotides long. RefSeq names its product glutathione peroxidase 1-like. NCBI's taxonomy places the organism in Eukaryota, Viridiplantae, Streptophyta, Magnoliopsida, Asterales, Asteraceae. Gene Ontology annotation, biological process: response to oxidative stress. Gene Ontology annotation, molecular function: glutathione peroxidase activity. The record is from RefSeq and is a predicted model, not a curated record. The coding region runs from base 146 to 649 and encodes 167 amino acids. The transcript has 6 exons.